AUGACGAAAUCCAGGGAGCAACGUUUGGCCGAGGAGGUAAAAGCGGCGACACCUAACGAGAAGGGUACAUACUGGAUGUCGACAAGCGAACAGCUUCGACUUCAUUGGAGGGAUGUCUGCUCUACUGACGAAUUCAUUCACAUGCCCUACAAACACCAGAAGAAAACCUCGGAAGAAUUCUACGGGUACAUCGAGAAGAGUUUUCUUAACGCUAUAGACUUUCUUGAAAAAGAGGAGGCGAAAAAACACCAUCCAGCUCAUCAGAAAAACAUCACGGUGCUGAAAGAUGCCCUCAGAGAAGCAGACACUCUUGAGAAAAUGUUCAAUAAGUUCAAUGAAAUUUCGGGACAGAUACUUUUCAGCUACCCUGAGGCUGAGCGUCCAACGGACCCGCCGUGGAGUCUUUUCGAGGAACUCUUCAAGAAAAGGAACGAAUACAAACGUCCUUGGGAUGAUUUGCAAGCACUAGCUCCGAGGCCAAUGUGA
Molecule: messenger RNA, 486 nt
Organism: Bacidia gigantensis
Lineage: Eukaryota; Fungi; Ascomycota; Lecanoromycetes; Lecanorales; Ramalinaceae
Exons: 1
Coding region: 1-486 (161 amino acids)
Source: RefSeq, a predicted model, not a curated record